This is a messenger RNA of Fomitiporia mediterranea MF3/22, 1047 nucleotides long. RefSeq lists its product as uncharacterized. Gene Ontology annotation, cellular component: membrane; mitochondrion. Bases 21 to 923 code for a protein of 300 amino acids. Gene Ontology annotation, biological process: mitochondrion organization. The transcript has 9 exons. NCBI's taxonomy places the organism in Eukaryota, Fungi, Basidiomycota, Agaricomycetes, Hymenochaetales, Hymenochaetaceae. The record is from RefSeq and is a predicted model, not a curated record.
GCGACGGAGCAGACGGACAAAUGAGCGACCCGUUCCGACAAUUAGGCCAGCAGCUAGCGAGGGCGAGGCGAGGUGGUGUACCGGGAGGAGGAGGUAUUUGGGGUAGUACUGGUUUAGUUGCUGCGAUUGCAGCGGCAGUCAUACUGAACGAUGCUUUGUACAACGUGGAUGGUGGACAUCGUGCGAUUAAAUAUUCGAGGAUACAUGGCGUAAUGGAGACUAUUUAUCCUGAAGGAACACAUCUCAGGAUACCCUGGUUUGAGACGCCCGUAGUUUUCGAUAUUCGUGCGAAGCCGAGAAACAUUGCAAGUCUUACAGGAACGAAAGAUUUGCAAAUGGUCAACAUUACGUGCCGUGUCCUGUCACGACCCUCUAUCCAGGCUCUUCCGCGAAUUUAUCGUGAGCUCGGGCAGGACUUCGACGAACGAGUUUUGCCUUCGAUCGUGAACGAGGUCCUGAAGAGUGUUGUUGCUCAGUUCAAUGCGAGUCAGCUUAUUACUCAGCGUGAAAAUGUUUCGAAAUUGGUCCGAGAGAGUUUGACGAGGAGAGCUCUCAAGUUUAACCUUGUCUUGGAAGAUGUCUCGAUUACGCAUGUUGCUUUCUCACCUGAAUUCACCCAUGCUGUAGAGGCGAAACAGAUUGCACAACAAACUGCUCUUCGGGCAGCUUUCUUGGUCGAUCAAGCGAUCCAGGAAAAACAAUCUAUCAUUGUCCGCGCGCAGGGUGAAGCGCAGAGUGCAGAGCUCAUCGGUCAAGCUGUACGACAAAACAAAGGUUUCCUUGAACUGCGUCGCCUUGAAGCUGCUAGAGACAUUGCGACGCUUCUUGCUCAGUCAGGCAACAACAUUAUGUUGGAUUCACAGAGCUUACUAUUGAACGUUGCGAGAGAUGAUGUGGCGGACUUGCUGAAAAAGGGGAAGUAGGCAUGAGGAUUUGAGUUCCUGGCCGACCAGGAGAGGAGGUGGUUUUCGAGAUUGACCGAUAGCCGUAGCAAAACUGAUUCCGUAUCGUGUGCACCUCACUGCAGAAUAUUAUUUUUCAUCAGCU